UCUGUCUACAUCUCUCCAGCAGUGCGCAGCCCGAUCGGACGUUCCCUUCUCGCUGAGCCCGCUGCCCCAGGUGCCGUGCCACCGGGACGCCGCUAACUCCCUCUCCCCCCUCGCGACCCGCGGCAGGCACGUGCGGUCUGACGAGGCGGCUCGAGCUCUGUCGCGAGCACUGUCACCCGUUACGGAGGCAGGGCGAUUGUCCCGUGAGGAGGGGAUGGCGGAGGUAAAAGGCGUUACUCAAACCGGGAUCUCUCCAAUAAUCAUGGAUACCACUAGAAAGGUACCGGUAAUCCGCAAAUCCCUGAAACCAGCAAGACCAUUGCAUCGUUUAUCUACUGAGAUAGAUUCUACAGUAUGUGUUGAUUACUUUCCACCGCUUUUACAUCAAAAUGAAGUUUCAUGGAACGAAGAGAACUGGACUAUUUCAAGUGGAUAUGUACAACGGGAAACCAAGUGGAGUAAUAUUCCAUCAUUUAGAAGCAAACAUGAUCUGAAAGAACGACCAACUGAAAGACGUCAUUCUGGUCAGGGAGAUGGCACAAAGAAGGAUGCAGAGAGGAUAACCUACAGCAGAGAAUUUCUGAUGAAAAUUGCCAGCCUGCCGAUUUCAAAAGAGAAACCUGAGUUUUUGCCAUCUCUUCCUGUGGUGUUAGAGAGGCCUGUAAGUUGUGGACUUUGA
Messenger RNA from Hypanus sabinus (Atlantic stingray), 679 nucleotides. It is a transcript of the gene gra, whose product is annotated as granulito. NCBI's taxonomy places the organism in Eukaryota, Metazoa, Chordata, Chondrichthyes, Myliobatiformes, Dasyatidae. The record is from RefSeq and is a predicted model, not a curated record. The transcript has 5 exons. The coding region runs from base 215 to 679 and encodes 154 amino acids.